UGCGUUUGACAACGCCGUGAACGGACGCGUUGGCUCGGGCAAAUAUAUCAAUGUGGUUACAGUGCAAGUGAAUGAGAAGUGCCAUAAGUGGAAAGAGAGUGAAAUACAUUUUGGCGGGAAAUUGUUGUACUAAAUGAUUGAAAUAAGAGUGCCAAAUAUCAAAUUCCUUCAAAAAAUUAAAACUAAAUUUUGCCCAAACAGCUCACAACCAAAAAGAAAAAUAAAUAAAUAAACAACAAAUAAAGAAUUGGAAACAAAUCUGCACAGGCCGUAAAAAAGUGACAUAAUCUUGAAUUAAAACCUCCAUACAAGUCACGUACACUUAAUAACAAAGAAACAAAGAAACCAACUCAAAAUGUAUUGUUAUGUGGCGCACCAAGCGUCGUCUAUUUAAAAAUCUCUUAUCGAAUUAUGAUUAAAGAACACAUCAAAAACACAAAGCAACAUAUGCCGACCCCGGUCCACUCAUAGACACACAGCACAGUGAAUGAAAUCAACGCGUACGCCGCUCUGCAUUAAACAGCUGACGUCCGCACACUCCACUGGACACAUACCGCCGCUUCAGCCGCGGAAAUUUGCUUUUAUCGCACACUUUGCCGCAAAGUGAAUGUAAAUAGAGACGUUGCAAGCAUAAAUUCUAGAGCAGUAAAGCGGUCUUGCUCUUUUGAGCUUGUGUGGCUCAACAUCAAUUGUCUGUAGUCAAAGCGUCUACGCCCACACAAUGGCCUUUCUGUUCGAACCAUUUCAGGCCGAUGACCAAUAUUUGCGCGAAUUCCUUUCACAUCUCUAUCUCAAUUGUAUAAUACGCUAUCAGAAUGAGACCGGCUCGGCGGUCAAUGAUACGGACGAUGACGCAAACUACAUUGGUGUGCCGCGUUACCUCGAAGAGGCCGUGCUCAACGAAGGCAGCAUAGACUUGUCGAAUGUGGACGAGGCGCAGGCGGAACAAAAUGAACUUUUCGCCUACAUCUCCAAGCAUAGCUUAAAGCCACCGCCAACAACAACAACAGCAGCGUCACUCACAAGCAAGAAUAGCAGUAUAUUUCAGAGCAACUACAAUGCGAGCAACAUAAAUGCGACAUACCCAUAUAUCAACAACAUUAUUGUCACUUCAACGCCUGCAACAAAUGCCAACACUUCUGCAAAUGGCACUUCUUCGUCGGUUUCUUCAGCAACUGCUUCGCCAGCCACAUCACCCACGGCUGCUAGCUCGCCUCCGCUGCGCUUUUGCCCUUUGCGCUUCGAUGGCUACCUCUGCUGGCCGCGCACGCCCGCCGGCACUGUGCUCAGUCAAUAUUGUCCGGAUUUUGUGGAGGGCUUCAAUCGCAAAUUUCUGGCGCAUAAAACUUGUCUGGAGAACGGCACCUGGUAUCAUCAUCCUGUGAGCGGUCGUGAAUGGUCCAACUACACCAAUUGCAUUGAUUACGAUGACUUGCAGUUCCGCAGUUUUGUCAAUGAGCUGUACGUGAAAGGCUACAUCGUUUCCUUAAUCGCAUUACUGCUCUCACUUGUCAUAUUCCUCGGCUUCAAAUCCUUGCGCUGCACACGCAUACGCAUACACGUGCACUUGUUCGCCUCGCUGGCGUUCACUUGCAUCGCCUGGAUACUCUGGUAUAAAUUUGUGGUCGAGCAACCGGAUCUAAUAGGCAAUAAUCCGCCCUGGUGCAUAAUUCUACACCUGGUCGUGCACUAUUUUAUGCUGGUCAAUUACUUUUGGAUGUUUUGUGAAGGGUUGCAUUUGCAUUUGGUAUUAGUGGUGGUCUUUGUUAAGGACACCAUUGUGAUGCGUUGGUUCAAGCUCUUCGCCUGGAUGUCACCCAUACUUGUGUUGAUGGCUUAUGGCGCGGCAAGAUUUUUGCACACCGACGAUAAUACGCACUGCUGGAUGGACGACAGUCUGCUGCUCUGGAUCCUGUCUGUGCCCAUUUGUGCAUCGCUCUUGGCUAGUUUCGUUUUUCUCAUCAAUGUUUUGCGCGUGAUUGUGCGCAAGUUGCAUCCGCAGUCGGCGCAGCCGGCACCGCUGGCCAUAAGGAAAGCAGUGCGCGCUACAAUCAUAUUGAUACCGCUAUUUGGCUUGCAACACUCACUGCUCCCCUACCGCCCCGACACUGGCACACCACUGGAACGCUUCUACCAAAUACUCUCGGUGAUAUUGGUGAGUCUGCAGGGCUUUGUCGUCUCCUUCCUCUUUUGCUUUGCCAAUCACGACGUCACGUUCGCCAUACGCACGCUCUUGAAUCGGCUCAUGCCCGGUUUGGUCUCACCACCCCCGCCAGGCACACACACCGGACAAAUGGCAACAACAACACCAAGUCGCGAGCUGGGCGUGUAAGCGCAGGUAGCUGCGGAAGGAAGGAACUCGGAGAAUGACGAGAAGCGUACUUAUAGCAAAGAAGCGUAGCUUUAGCUAGUGGAGGUGCAUCAGGGCGCAGCCACAAAGGGGUUAGGACCACCAAACUAUUGAUGGAUGGAUGGAGGAACACAAAUAAUUUAUUUUAAAAUGAAAUUUCGAUUUAAGCACUGUAUCCCUCAAAUUCAUAAAAUUUAAUCUCUAAGAGUACGAAAUUGUGCAGGAAAAAGUCAUAUUCAAGCCACAACAACAAAAGUAAAGACCAGAAACAUAUAAAAACCGAAAAUUAAUACUGAAGGGAAAGUAAAGAAGUAUUUAGAGGCCAAUGUAACCGAACAAAUGUAUUAUUACAAAAUAUCAAUUGAGAUUGCAUAUACAUAUGUACUACAUAUAUAAUAUAUUUACACAGUAGUAAUAAGCCACGCUGUAAUUUAUUUGAAAGCACAUACAAAUAAAGAUAUGAAACAAAAAAACCAAAA
Bactrocera neohumeralis is the source of this 2829-nucleotide messenger RNA. It is a transcript of the gene hec, whose product is annotated as calcitonin gene-related peptide type 1 receptor. Lineage: Eukaryota; Metazoa; Arthropoda; Insecta; Diptera; Tephritidae. Gene Ontology annotation, biological process: cell surface receptor signaling pathway; adenylate cyclase-modulating G protein-coupled receptor signaling pathway. The transcript has 12 exons. Bases 722 to 2332 code for a protein of 536 amino acids. Gene Ontology annotation, molecular function: calcitonin receptor activity. The record is from RefSeq and is a predicted model, not a curated record. Gene Ontology annotation, cellular component: plasma membrane.